This is a messenger RNA of Osmerus eperlanus (European smelt), 3023 nucleotides long. RefSeq names its product bicaudal C homolog 2 (gene bicc2). The coding region runs from base 41 to 2650 and encodes 869 amino acids. NCBI's taxonomy places the organism in Eukaryota, Metazoa, Chordata, Actinopteri, Osmeriformes, Osmeridae. Gene Ontology annotation, molecular function: protein binding; RNA binding. The transcript has 20 exons. Gene Ontology annotation, cellular component: cytoplasm. The record is from RefSeq and is a predicted model, not a curated record.
UCUGUCUCCUGGGACACUCAGACGGAGGCUCAGUCGUGCUAUGGCCACCACUACAGAGGAAAGCUCUCCUGUCCUGGCCCAGGCAGACACGCAGAAGCCUGACCUAGAACCUAGUCCAGAACCCAGCUCAGGUGUUUUGGACCCAGACUGGGUUGAGGAGCGGUUCAGGAUCGACAGGAAGAAGCUGGAGAACAUGCUGUAUGCCCCCAAGCAUGUAGACGACCUGUCAGGGGAAGCAUUUUUUGAAAAGGUAAUGACAGAAACCGACACCCAGGUGAAGUGGCCGUCCAAACUCAAGAUGGGUGCCAAGUCAAAGAAAGAUCCACACGUGAAAGUGGAAGGGAAAAGAACUAACGUCCUGGAGGCCAAGAAGAGGAUUCUAGAACUUCUGGAGACCAAGGUUAACAAAGUGACUUUGAAGAUGGAUGUUGCUCACACAGAGCAUUCUCAUGUGAUUGGGAAAGGGGGCGGGAACAUCAAGAAGGUGAUGGAGGUAACCUUGUGCCACAUACACUUCCCAGACUCCAACCGCCACAAUAUCACCGGCGAGAAGAGCAACCAGGUGUCCAUUGCUGGGCCAGUCCAAGGGGUAGAGUCAGCCAGGAGAAGGAUACGAGACCUCCAGCCCCUGGUUCUGACUUUUGACCUGCCGGUGAGCCUAGUUCCCCCGGCGCUGCCUGAUGCAGCAUCUCCAGUGAUCCAGCAGGUGGCGCAGGCGCUGGGGGUGAGCGUCAGUUUCCGGGCCCAGCCCCCUCUCUACAGCAGCUGCUGCGUGGUCCGUGGCAUGCUGGGGAAUGCCGGCGCAGUCAAGAAGGCGGUGUGCGUGCUGAUGGAGCUGCUUCUGGGGUCAGAGGUCGGGGGUCCGGCGGGGGUAACAGGUGUGGUGACCUCCCAGCUGGACGUGACCUCCCAGCAGCACCUGUUCCUGCUGGGCCAGAAUGGGGUCCACUUCCUGGCCGUGAUGCACCAGACUCAGACCCAGAUCGUUCUGCCCGACCUCAGUGCCCCCCAGAGCACCCCCUCCCUGCUCAUCCAGGGCAGCCCAGAGGGAGUGUGUCAGGCCAGGCAGCAGCUCAUGGACUGUCUGCCAGUGUGUCUGAUGUUCGAUAUGCGGGAGGAGGGUGAGGCCGACGCCCGUAAACUGGCUCAGUUGAUGCAAAACCUGGGAGUCUUCAUCAGCAUCAAGCCCAAGAUCAAACAGACAGCCAAGUCUGUUGUGGUGAAGGGCCUGGAGAGGAACAUCUCUAGUGUGUACGAGGCCCGGCACCUGCUACUGGGGCUGGACUCUGCAGAGGUUGGCAUGACAACUAAACUAACCCCUGACCCCAUGUUGCCUGGAAACGGGUUGACCAACUACUGGCUCAGCAUGCUGCUGCAACAACUCCGCCUGUCUGAUCAGAGCUCUAUGCCCUCCGCAGAGACAGGGAUUAGGCCUCACCUGCAGACAAAGCCUCGUCCCUCACCCCCACCAGGUUUAGCUCCUCCCUUUGACGAGGUUAGGAUGGGACUGAAAGGAACUGAUUGUCGCCACCUCGAGAAGAUCCUGGAGAACGAGGACCAGUCUGACCAAUCGGAGGACGAGAGCCCAGGGCCGAUGGCCUCGGAGCUGAGUGAGGUUGUGAGCAGGAUGGGGAGUCGCAGAGGGAGUCUCCAGGGUCCUGAGCUCCACCGGGUUCUCAGCCUGGUGAGACGUCACUCCACGGGGCAGGCCGUGACCCUUAGACUAAUGAAUGGAGAUACGGAAGGAGGGAGGAGGGAGAAGGAGGGAGGGAGGAGGGAGAGACGCCACAGCUUGAGGAGAGACGUGACUCACAUUCAGGAUGUUUUCGAGGACACAUCUAAAGCUGAGGAUUACGACUAUGAGAAGAAGAAGCUGCUGGCGACCCAAGCCAUGCAGAGGAAGCCUGUGGUGACGGAGGUGCGGACCCCCACUGACACGUGGAGCGGACUGGGCUUCUCCAAGUCCAUGCCUGCAGAGGCGGUCAUGGAGCUCCGCAACAUCAGCCGCCGCAGCUACAAGCCCUACCUGAGCAACACCAGUCAAACACCGACAUGGGGGGCCCUGCCUGGGAAGGAGAGAGGGUGCUUUGGAAGCAACUCGGAGAACUGGCGAGACCGACGAGGGUCCACCUCUUCCUCCUCCCCCCUCUCUCCCUCUCCUACCUCCUCCUCCUCUUCUUCCCCUUCCAACUUCUCCUCGUCCACCUCCUCCUUUCCAGCAUUUGCUUGCUUGGCUAAUGGAGCCCGCAUGGACAAAAGUGCCGAGAGCUUUGUGAGCUGCAGUAACUACUUUGAGGGCAUGUCCUUAGUCAGGGCUCCGGGCGGGGCCUGUAGCAGCCCCUCCCCCCCGCCGACAGAUGACCUUCCUGAGCUGCUGGGUCAGCUGGGCCUGGGAAAAUAUAUAGACGUGUUCCAUCAACAGGAGAUUGAUUACCAGACUUUCCUCACUCUCUCUGAUGAAGACCUGAAAGAAGUGGGCGUGUCUACGUUUGGGGCCAGAAGAAAGAUGUUAUUGGCUAUCUCGGACUUGAUCAAGAGCAAAAGGAAGCUCUCAGAAACACCCAGGCCCGGCUUCCUGGAAGGCGGGGCUAGCGGCAGACUUCCACGAAUCGUGGACGAGGAGGCGGCUGCUCAGAGCAACCGUUGGUGAGAUAAGCCGCCACCAACUCUCUGCUUCCCCAUCAAGACCAAACUGGAAACGUCUGAAGCCAUGGUACAUGAUCUUAGACAUUGACCACACAGGUCCAGAACAAAUCUACAACCAAGAGAUGAUACCUUAAUUGGACGUAAUUUCAACAUCUAAUGGGAGCUUUUUGAAUAUGAUCGUCAUCUCAGAGUAAAACUUUUGAAACAACUGUCUUUUCCACCCUGUCUGGUCCUCAGUGUUUUAUGCUAAUAUUUUCUCCUCUGCUGUCAGUUGAGCUCUGUGCUUGAUGCACUGUACAUACAGUACUUUAGUUACACAAGGAGAUAAUUAGAAUGUGCUAUGUUUGAAAGAAAUGAAUAUUAAAAUGUAGCCUGAU